Messenger RNA from Cyprinus carpio (common carp), 2917 nucleotides. Its product is annotated as protein kinase C and casein kinase II substrate protein 3-like. Gene Ontology annotation, biological process: plasma membrane tubulation; cytoskeleton organization; regulation of endocytosis. NCBI's taxonomy places the organism in Eukaryota, Metazoa, Chordata, Actinopteri, Cypriniformes, Cyprinidae. Gene Ontology annotation, cellular component: endosome; plasma membrane; cytoplasm. The record is from RefSeq and is a predicted model, not a curated record. Gene Ontology annotation, molecular function: protein binding; phospholipid binding.
AGGGUUAACUCGUGUAAUUGGAUCAAUGGGCAUAAUGCGGAGCCCCAGCAUCUCAUUUCACCCGUGAACACUCCUCAUACAGGCCUGCUGCUGUUUCUGGAAUAAUCGCCACGAGUUACUGUUGACGCUACUGAGCCUGUUUCUAAAAACAACCUGUUGAAAGUGUUUCUCCGUGCUCCCGGUAAAUGUUUACGGGAGAUAUUAUUUCGCCGCUCGGUUGCCAUGGCAGUAAGGGAAGGUGUCUGAACGGUGUCAACUUUUCCUCACAUGGCGCUUUUCUCGCUCUGAACGCGCUCUGCAUGCGAAUGUUUUGGAGAUAAACCACUUUACAUCGCGCUGAGAAACUCUGGGAGAGUUUGACGACGACGUGGGACAUCGAGUGCAUAACUGUUUUCGCCUGAAGAAGAGCAAAACAACGAGGCCACCGAAGAGGCCGUUUUCUUGGGCAAAGCACCUCUAAUUUCUAACAUUCUCCUUUGCUUGUGUUUGACUGACAACCGCCAUCAUUCUGUGCUGCAAGGGUGACCCCAAAAUGUCUUCCAACGGCGAUCUGCAAGACGCUGGGAGCUGGGACAGCUUCUGGGAGCCUGGGAACUACAAGAGGACAGUUAAACGCAUUGACGAUGGCUACAAACUAUGCAACGAGCUGGUCAGCUGCUUCCAGGAGCGUGCCAAGAUUGAGAAGGGCUAUUCCCAGCAGCUGAGUGACUGGGCCAGGAAAUGGAGGGGUGUUGUGGAGAAAGGCCCACAGUAUGGGACCCUGGAAAAGGCAUGGCAUGCUUUCAUGAAUGCAGCAGACAGACUGAGUGAGAUCCAUAUGGAACUAAAAGAGAAACUGGUUGUUGAGGACAGCGAAAAGAUUAGAAACUGGCAGAAGGAUGCCUUCCACAAGCAAAUGAUCGGUGGAUUCCGUGAGACCAAAGACGCAGAUGAAGGCUUCCGCAAGGCUCAGAAACCCUGGGUUCGAAAACUGAAGGAUGUGGAGUCUACCAAAAAGAGUUAUCACCAAACCCGGAAGGAAGAGCGCACGGCAUUGACCCGUGAAACACAUGCCAAGGCUGACCCCACCAAAUCCCCAGAAGAGGUCCGCAAGUUCACAGACCGCCUGGAGAAAUGUACCCAGGAAGCCGAGAAGGCUAAGGAGCGUUAUGAGAGAGCCCUGGACGAGCUGAAUCGCUGUAACCCACGUUACAUGGAAGACAUGGAGCAAGUGUUUGAAAUCACACAGGAGGCAGAAAAGAAGAGGCUGUGCUUUUUUAAAGAAGUGAUGCAGGACUUACACCAGCACAUGGACCUCUCCAGCAAUGAUGGAUUUCGAGCCCUGUACCGAGACCUCGGCCAGACCAUCAACACAGCCAAUGACGCGGAGGACCUCAGGUGGUGGAGGAACACCCAUGGGCCGGGCAUGAGCAUGAAUUGGCCACAGUUUGAGGAGUGGUCGCCAGAAGCAAACCGAUCCAUUAGUCGAAGAGAAAGAAACAGUCGUUCUGAUGACGUGGUCACUCUGACUAAUAUCGUCUCGGCAGGAGACGAACCCCCGAAGACUCCACAGGAAACUACAGGGUGGCUUGAGGCGGAUGGCUAUUACGAGAACCUAAGCGGCUAUGCACCGGGAGUGAUGGGUAAAGACUACUCCUCAGACUGGUCUGAUGAAGAGAGCCCCAAAAAAUACAUUGCAGCCAACGGGGUGGACGAGGAGGAGAAGGUAGUCGGGGUUCGUGUUAGAGCGCUGUAUGAAUACACAGGGCAGGAGGCUGAUGAGCUGAGCUUUAAAGCAGGUGAAGAGUUAAUGAAGCUGGGUGAGGAGGACGAGCAGGGCUGGUGUAAAGGACAGCUGGUCAGCGGAGAAAUAGGCCUGUACCCUGCUAACUACGUCCAAGUCAUCACAUCUUGAUCACCCGCAUCGCCCUGGAUGAGACCCACAUCUUUCCUGUGGCAGCCGUAAGGUCACGUCACACUGAACUACGGCAGUUGUGUCGAAUACACAGCCAUGCAACUGCAUGACGGAUUGAAUGCCACGAUACACGAGGAGAUUCAGAGAGGAGUGCGCAGUUCAGUGUUUUAUUUUUUCCAUUCACUGACACUCUAGAGGACUUUAAGAAUAGUUAGUCCUGCUUUGUCCUUGUGCUUAUUAAAAGAUCAGUGCCUUUAUUAUAAAAUGCCACAGACAUUUACAACACAACUAUUAAUGCAGCACACGGUUGAAUGGACACAUUGUUUGUCUGAAUCAUUUUGUUCACAGGAAAAUGUGCAAGUCGCCACUGUUGGAUUUGUUUUGAUAGAUAAUCAUUGCAGUCCUCUUGUUUUAGUAUUUCACAUUUCAGUUACAUAUCAGAAUCAUUUCAAGUAUUUGAUCAAAUCUACGCUGACUUUAUAUAUAUAAAUAUUCAGGUUUUGCGAAUCUUUCAUGAGAAGCGUGUUAAUGUGUUGAUAUAUUUUGUGUAAUACAUGUGUUAGAUCGUUCUAGUUAAACUGAACAUUUCUUUGGUUGUAGUUCAGAACUGAAGGAUUCUUCAUUGCAUAUUUACUUAUGUUUUCACAAAAGAUAUAUGGAUUUAUAAUAUACAAACUGUCACUGGGCAGAUGCUCUUAGUCGCCCUUUGGAAUCGUGAUUCUUGGAUUCCUGUCAGGGGAUCCAGGAGGAGAUUCUAAAAUCUUGUCGGUGGGAUUGUUUUACUUUUUUUAAUUUAUCUUUUUGUUUUUAUUUGGAGCACAUGAAAGUUUCUGUUGUCAAAUGAUAUACAGUUUGAGAGAAAGGGCAAAACCUCUGGGCUUCUUGUGGUCUUGUAAAAGUGAAUUUGUGAGUGUUCAUGGGAAAUGUUUCUCCAAUGUGCCCCACUGUGAACAUGGUUUUACAUGAAACUGCUGUAACACUAAUCAAUGUAAUAAUAGCAAAUAAAAGUGAAAGAGAUUCUUA